GUUAUUACAUGGACCUUAUUAAAACAUUUACUGCGCUGUAUAAUAGUAAUUUCUCUAUAAGUUAACAGUAUCGAUAAAAUUAAUUGAUGGAUAUGGGACAUUAAUUAUUUGAAGUGUACGAGGGUAAGAUGUUACAGGUUUUAGUGCGUGUUACUCAUAACAGUCAUAACGAAUGAUACGGCAAUACGUUACCUACAGCAUAUUAUUCGCUGCAUUUAUAUGUGUAAUUCUGUUUCCUCUGCUCGCACACGGAUCGUUUGCGGCGUAUUCGAAACGCAAGGUACAUAUAAUGAUACAAAAUGAAGAUUCGGGUGACUACAAUAAUGAGACGAUUGAAUCUAUGAGUGAUAUGUUCAUCAAUCAUCACUUAGCAAAUUAUUUUCCUGUGAUAUACUCAUCAAAAAAAAAUGAUUACUCUACAUACGAGGAUGAUGAUUAUGAUGAAUUCGAGUGUUUACUAUACUUUGAUAAAAAUUAUACAAUGGCUCUGCGUCGACGAAUCGGAAGGAAAAUAAAAAACAACGUUGAUUUUGAAAAUAGUCAGAUAAUAAUCACAAUGAACAUGACCGAUGGACGAACAGCUGCUGUCGUAAAAGAUAAACUAACAGAACUCUAUAAACAAUUUCUAUCCGAUUACUCGCACAACAUGCUGAUGGAAUACGUUACAGACAUUAAUGAUGAUUCUAUUAAAUACAAUACAGUGACGUACAACAAUGAUUACAAAUAUCCUAUUUACGGACGAUUUGUAAAUUCGGGACUGAUUGUUAUUUUGGCGUUCUUUUUCCACGGAGCAAUCGCCGUUUGGUUACAGCAGGUCGCAGGCAAAGACUGUUAUUACGAUGGUUGGACAUCAUAUCUAGCUCGUCUCAUCGUCCAGAUACCGAUUGCCGUUGUCUGGAACGCAUUUACAGUCAUACAUAUGAUCCUCCUAUAUGAUAUAAUCUGCCCUAAUUAUUUCUACAUCUUCUUGGGUUUGUUGUUCAUCAGUAUCAGUGGAAUACACUUAGGAUACAUAUUAUGUUCAGUUAUGAAAAAUCAUUUCUGUGUCACAAUAAUAUUAUACUUAAAAUUCACAAUAUGUGUCUACGUCUCAGGUCUUUGGUGGCCCACAUGUAAGUUAUUUGAUUGGAAAUAUGAGAUAAUUGGGUAUUUCCCUAUUUCAGCAAGUAUUUGUUUUAUCAGAAAUUUAAUUGAAAAACAGAAUUUUGUCAUAAAAUCUUUAGUUAUUAUAAUUUUUUGGUCUGUAAUACUUGUGGUUAUAACAAUAGUUGAUAUAGCAACUACCAACAAUGAAAAAAGGUACAAUAAAUUUAAAAACCUAUUAUAAAUAUUAAUAUUUAUGAUUUAUUAUUU
Messenger RNA from Melanaphis sacchari, 1353 nucleotides. RefSeq lists its product as uncharacterized. The record is from RefSeq and is a predicted model, not a curated record. NCBI's taxonomy places the organism in Eukaryota, Metazoa, Arthropoda, Insecta, Hemiptera, Aphididae. The transcript has 8 exons. The coding region runs from base 173 to 1327 and encodes 384 amino acids.